Molecule: messenger RNA, 2304 nt
Organism: Mauremys reevesii (Reeves's turtle)
Lineage: Eukaryota; Metazoa; Chordata; Testudines; Geoemydidae
Product: leukocyte immunoglobulin-like receptor subfamily A member 1
Exons: 14
Coding region: 1-2304 (767 amino acids)
Source: RefSeq, a predicted model, not a curated record
AUGGCGUCUGCUCUCACCGUCGUCCUCCUUGGCUGCUGGCUGGCCGGGUGGAGCAGGGUGUUGGGACAGGGGUCCUACCCCAAACCCUCCAUCUCCGUCAGCCCCAGUGGGGUGAUCCCCAUGGGGGGAAACUUCACCAUCUGGUGUUGGCAUCAGCUCCUGGACAUGAGGAUCCAACUCUACAAGGCUGGAGAUAGGAACCAUACGACUUACACAGACCCUGCCGGCUCUGAGGCUGAAUUUCCCAUCACCAGCGCCAGACGGGAACAUGGCGGCAGCUACACCUGUCGUUAUAGCAACAGAACAGCCCCACCUGCCUACUCGGAGCCCAGUGACCCUGUGCAGAUCAUUGUAGCAGAUCCCAGCUUACCCAGACCCUCCAUCUCCCUGAGCCUCACUUCGGUCACCGCCUCAGGGACAGACGCCACCAUCCGGUGUCAGGGGCAGCGCCGGGACGUGAGGUUCUUCCUGCACAAGGCUGGAGACCUGAACUUGCAGCGACAGAUGGACUCGGCUGGUGACGGGGCCGAGUUCCGCAUCCCCAGCGUGGGCCGGCAGCACGGAGGGAGCUACAGCUGCAGCUACCGGCCCCGGUCAGAGCCCUUCGUCUCCUCGCAGCCCAGCGACACCGUGCAGCUGGCGGUAGCAGGGGGAACCAACCCGUCGCAGCCUGGAGAGGCACCGGCUCCCACCCGUCCGGGCGUCACGGGACCAGGGGGAACCGACCCGACCCAGCCUGGAGCGGCGCCGACUCCCACCCGCCCGGGCAGCGCGGGACCAGAGCCCAGCUACCCCAAACCCAACAUCUCCCUGCGCCCCAGCGGGCGGGUUGCCCCGGGGGCAGCCGUGACCGUCCGGUGUGAGUGUCGGUGUCGGGGAGCGAGGGUCCUUCUGAGUAAAGCUGGAGACCCGGACGCACAGCGUGUGAUGGACCCCACGGGGGACGUGGCUGAGUUUACCAUCCGCAGUGUGAGCCGGAGAGACGCAGGGAGCUACAGCUGCCAAUAUAGCACCAAAUCUAAUCCACCCGUCUGGUCAGAGCCCAGCGACCGCGUGGAGCUGGUGGUAGCAGAGCUCCCCGCGCCCGGACCCUCCAUCUCCGUCAGCCCCAGCGGGCUGAUCGCCCCGGGGGCGGCCAUCACCAUCCGUUGUCAGUGCUGGUGCGAGGCCAGGAAGUUAUUGCUGUAUAAAGGUGGAAUCCGAAUCCAGGAGGUGGAUGCUGAUGGGGACGGGGGUGAAUUCACCAUCCCCAGCGCCAGGCGGGAAGACUCGGGGAGCUACAGCUGCCGAUCUCGCUCCAGAUCGGAGCCACCCAACUGGUCAGAUCCCAGUGAUUUUGUGCGGAUCAUUGUAGCAGGGCGUAAAUACCCCAAACCCACCAUCCGGGUGAGCCCCAGCAGGGUGGUGGCGCUCGGGGGAAGCGUCACCAUCCGCUGUGAGGGUCGGUACCCGGGCAUGGAGUUCUUCCUGCAUAAAGCUGGACACCCGAACCAGCAGGUGCGGACGGUGCCUGAUGGGCCUGUGGCUGAAUUUCCCAUCCCCAGUGUCAGCCGGGAAGAUGGAGGGAGCUACACCUGCGACUAUCGCUCCAUAACGGAACCGAGUCGCUGGUCGUAUCCCAGCGACCCCGUCGAGAUCAUUGUAGCUGAGCCCAGCUACCCCAAACCCAGCAUCUCCCUGAGACCCAGCGGGGGGGUCUCCCUGAGGGGAGCCGUGACUGUCCGGUGUCGGGGGCAGCACAAGGGUGUGUGGUUCAUGCUGAAUAAAGAGGGACAUCAUUUCACAUCUAUGGAUUCGGACGGGUUGGAGGUUGUGUUUCCCAUCAGCGACGUUCACCAGGAGGACGGCGGGAGCUACAGCUGCUCCUAUCACAGCAAAUCGGAGCCGUUCAACGUGUCGUACCCCAGCGACCCCGUGGAGCUGGUGGUGAGAGAUCCCAGCUUACCCAGACCCUCCAUCUCCCUGAGCCCCACCGGCGUCAUCGCCCCAGGGGCAGACGUCACCAUCCGGUGUCAGGGUUGGGAUGCUGGGGCUUCCCCUGUCCACUCGCCCGGCGGCCGGGGCUCCGGGGACUCCCACUUGGCCGGGGACCCUGGGCACGGGCCUUGGGGAACCGACCCAACUCAGGCUGCAGCAGCGCCGGCUGCCACCCGCCCGGGCAGCACAGGGCCAGCAGCCCCCCCGGAGCACCCGGAUUUCACCCACGCCAACAUAGCUCGCCUGGCGCUGGGCGCCGUGGUCCUGCUCGUCCUGGGGCCGAUCCUGGCUGAAGCCUAUUACAGCCGCCUGAGGGGGGCAUCCUAG